CCUGGCAAAAUUGAAUGCUUCAAUGGACACUGUUUAAGAUCAAUGAGAAAAAACAUGCCGCCCUGUUCAGACUCUAGCUUUGACAAAAGCAUGGAAAUAUUAAGUGAAAAUGUCAAUCGAAGACAUUUCACGAGGCAGUUGGCAAAGCCAAAAUCAGACCAAAAAAAAGAAGAAUAUAAAGAAGUGACUAGAACACUGAAGACCAGAGCUAAUGCAAAAGCUGCAGAAAAAGUCCAUGAAGAAAAUGGGGAUUUGGAGGUCCGCCAAAGCUGCAGACUUCGACAAAGUCGUUACAGCACUACAAAUCAAUCUGUUUUGUUUGACAAACUUAUAACAAAUACUGCAGAAGCAGUCUUGCAAAAAAUGGAUGAUAUGGAGAAGAUGCGUAGACGGCGAAUGAUGGAAGACCUUGGAGUGUUCCACGAUGCAGAAGAAGAAAACCUUGAUAUGCACUCCCGAGGAAAGAAAGAAAUCCAAAGAGCUGACAAAGAAAUAGCUGAUAAUCAAGGUGGCAUUGUAGUAGUUUCAUCAGAAGAAAGUGAAGAGAAAGAAGAUGAUGAUGGUGAAGAUACUCGAAAACGUUAUGACUUUCGACAGAGGAAAACUGUUGAGCGCUAUCAAGCUCCAUUGGAAAAACCAAGACAACGUAAGAUAUAUUUCUCGGGCCGGUCUUCACCUGUCAGACAGAGGUACUCAUUUAGAAGUGCUCAGUCACAAGGCUCUUGCUGCAAAAGAACUAACAGACGGAGACACGCAGUCCACAACAGUGAUUCCACUUCCUCUUCCUCAUCAUCCUCAUCUGAUGAUGAAGAGCAUUUUGAGAGGCACAGGAAGCACAGCCGUAACAGAGAUUUAAGAAGGUGUCUUCCACUAAACUUUCGGCAAGAUGAGUUAAAGGGAAUUCACAAGGAUCGAAUGAAAAUUGGAGCAAGUCUGGCUGACGUUGAUCCAAUGCAAAUAGAUUGCUCAGUACGAUUCGAUGGUGUGGGUGGUCUUUCUGACCACAUUUCAGCUUUAAAAGAGAUGGUCGUUUUUCCAUUGCUUUACCCAGAAGUCUUUGAGAGAUUCAAAAUUCAACCUCCAAGAGGCUGUCUAUUCUAUGGUCCACCGGGGACUGGAAAGACACUGGUUGCUCGUGCACUUGCUAAUGAAUGUAGCCAAGGUGACAGGAGAAUAGCCUUUUUUAUGAGAAAAGGUGCCGACUGCCUGAGUAAGUGGGUAGGGGAAUCUGAACGACAGCUUCGUUUAUUAUUUGAUCAGGCCUACCAGAUGCGACCUUCAAUUAUUUUCUUUGAUGAGAUAGAUGGCCUUGCUCCUGUGCGGUCCAGUAAACAAGACCAAAUUCAUAGCUCUAUUGUAUCAACACUUCUGGCACUUAUGGAUGGCUUAGACAGCAGAGGAGAGAUUGUGGUAAUCGGAGCCACCAACAGACUGGAUUCUAUAGAUCCUGCUCUACGAAGACCCGGACGCUUUGAUCGAGAGUUCCUCUUCAGCUUGCCAAAUAAAGAGGCUAGAAAAGAUAUUUUCAAGAUUCACACACGAGACUGGACUCCUAAGCCAUUGGACGUGUUUCUUGAAGAGCUAGCUGAAAAAUGUGUUGGAUACUGUGGUGCUGAUAUUAAAUCCUUAUGUGCUGAAGCUGCCCUCUGUGCUUUGCGCCGCCGCUAUCCUCAGAUAUACAAAAGUAGUGAGAAACUGCAGUUAGAUAUCACUUCUAUUAAAAUAACAGCAAAGGAUUUCGUCAUGGCCAUGCAGAAGACUGUUCCAGCUUCACAGAGGGCUGUGGCUUCACCUGGGCGAGCGCUAUCACCUAUUUCAAAACCACUGCUUGAAAACAUGCUAGCAAGAAUUUUACAAGCCUUGCAGAGAGUAUUUCCCCAUGCAGCGCUUGCACUAAAGAAGGACCAGCAGCAAGACAGUUUAAAUCACAUUUUAAGAAACAAUGCAAUUGACAGUGAUGAGGAAUCACCAUCAAUCUUUGAAGAUAAGCCAACGCAUAAAAUGCCUGGUAGACAAAAGGAAAAAUUUCUCAAUUUUAGCAGAAAUGCUUAUUACCAGCCAACAUCUUGCAGGCCACGGUUCUUACUAGUUGGAGAGCCAGGAUAUGGGCAAGCUUCUCACUUGGCACCUGCAGUAAUACAUGCCCUUGAAAAGUUUCCGGUUUAUACACUAGACUUAUCUGUUUUGUUUGUUAGCAUCACAUCACCGGAAGAAACAUGUGCACAGUUGAUGCGAGAAGCUCAAAGAACAGCACCGAGUAUAAUUUAUAUCCCACAUAUCCAUUUGUGGUGGGAGGCUGUUGGAGCUACAUUGAAAGCUACUUUUACAACACUACUGCAGAACAUUCCAACAUUUGCUCCAGUUUUGCUGCUUGCAACAUCUGAUGUGUGUCAUGUAGAUCUCCCAAAAGAGGUAAAAGAAUUGUUUAUUAAUGAUUAUGAAGAAGUUUUCAAAAUCCAGUUGCCUAAUAAGGAAGAAAGAAGAACGUUUUUUGAGGACUUAAUUUUAAAUCAAGCUGCUAAACCUCCUGCAUCGAAAAACACCACAGCUUGGCAGACAUUGGAAGUACUGCCUGUAGCACCGCCGCCUAAACCUCGACAGCUGACAGAGGAAGAAAUAAGACAGCUGGAGGAGCAGGAGGAGGAUACGUUGCGUGAACUUAGGAUUUUCUUAAGGGAUGUGACUCACAGACUUGCCGUUGACAGACGUUUCAGAGCAUUUACAAAGCCUGUUGACCCAGAAGAGGUACCUGAUUAUGACGCAGUUAUUAAACAGCCCAUGGACCUGUCGGCAGUUCUCUCUAAAAUUGACUUGCACCAGUACCUAACUGCAGGAGACUUUCUAAAAGACAUCGAUCUAAUCUGUAGCAAUGCUUUAGAGUACAACCCAGAUAAAGACCCUGGAGAUCGCCUCAUUAGGCACAGAGCUUGUACUUUGAGAGAUACUGCAUAUGCCAUAGUGAGGGAAGAAAUGGAUGAAGAUUUUGAACAACGCUGUGAAGAAAUUCAAGAAUCUCGUAAGAAAAGAGGUUGUAGCUCUUCAAAGUAUGCUCCAUCUUACUACCGUGUAAUGCCAAAGCAGAACUCUGUUCCUGGGUGUAAGAAAGCAGACCCAAAGUGUAAUGAAAAAACGAAGAUGCCAGCAGCGCCUGUAGAUUGCAGUACACCCCGCCCUAACGAUAUGUCAAAAAGAAAACGCAGAAAGAACAAAGGGUCUUCAGGUGUCGCAACAAAGAGGAGGAAUUUUCAGUUCAAUAAAGAGAAUAAAGUUCCGGAAGACCAAAAUGAAGUAGAGAGUGAUGAAGAGUCUCCAGAAAAACAUGUUUCUAACACGGAUCACACUGAAGUUGAGUCCACACAGGAUUCUUCUAUGGAAGAAAAUGAAAACGUACUUCAAGAACGACAGAAAAAUGGGAAUGAAAAUAAAUCUGGGACAGAAAAAGAAAGAGAGAGUGUUCUCCUUGUGGCUAAAUCUGCUUCUGAAAAGAAGAGUGUCAUGCUUCCUGAACGUUCAGACCUAAGAAAGGAGAGUGAAAUGCCAGAUUGCAAAAUAGCAGAAAGUUCUGAAGACGGAGAUUCAAAUGAUUCAUGGGUACAUCGUAUGACUCAUGCAAGACGUUCUCGGAUAGAAGAGCAACAGGUGAUAGGUGUCGAGAAAGCAAUGGAAAUUCUCACACAGCCAGUGAUUGUGGAUUACUAUGAGCUCAAACAACUGUUGCAUUUUGUCACUGUGAUAACUAAGAACUUCAAUAUAUUUCACUUGGAAAAAGUAUAUGCUGUUCUUAGUCAGUGCAUUUACCAACAUCGGGAAGAUUACGACAAAACCGAAUUAGUGAAGGAAAUGAAGAAAGAAAUUGCAGCCUUCAGUUAUGCUCAGUGA
Fulmarus glacialis (Northern fulmar) is the source of this 3879-nucleotide messenger RNA. RefSeq names its product ATPase family, AAA domain containing 2 (gene ATAD2). Bases 43 to 3879 code for a protein of 1278 amino acids. The record is from RefSeq and is a predicted model, not a curated record. Gene Ontology annotation, molecular function: chromatin binding; histone binding; ATP binding. Gene Ontology annotation, cellular component: nucleus. Lineage: Eukaryota; Metazoa; Chordata; Aves; Procellariiformes; Procellariidae. Gene Ontology annotation, biological process: positive regulation of transcription by RNA polymerase II. The transcript is spliced from 27 exons.